Messenger RNA from Pneumocystis carinii B80, 2735 nucleotides. RefSeq lists its product as hypothetical. The transcript has 8 exons. Gene Ontology annotation, cellular component: trans-Golgi network; Golgi membrane. Gene Ontology annotation, molecular function: serine-type endopeptidase activity. Gene Ontology annotation, biological process: protein processing. NCBI's taxonomy places the organism in Eukaryota, Fungi, Ascomycota, Pneumocystomycetes, Pneumocystales, Pneumocystaceae. The record is from RefSeq and is a predicted model, not a curated record. Bases 24 to 2735 code for a protein of 903 amino acids.
AUUUAGUUAGAGUAAGAUGUGAAAUGGUGCCAGUAGACUUUGAGAAUAAUGAUUAUUAUCAUUUUCAUUUCUCAGAAGAUGUUGAUAUUGAGGAUUUUUCGAGGGCGUUAGGAUUCAAAUAUCAUGAGAAACUAGAAUAUCUGGAUAACCAGCAUAUAUUUUCUAUAGAAAAGGGUGUUUUAGAAGACGAAAUUAAAGAAAAAAUUGAGAAUUAUUUUGGUUUAGAAAAAGGAAGAAAUGCAAUAAAUGGGUUUAAUAGCGACAAGCUUUUUUAUUAUGAGAAACAAAAGUUGGUCAAGCGAGAAAACAGGGGUGUGAUAAGAGACGAUAUAUAUUUUGAUAAUGAAGGUCUUUAUAAUAGAAGAAUUGUUAAGAAUGUUGUAAAAGAUUCGACGGGAGAUCAGGCGGUAGAUUUAAGAGAGAAGAUAAAGAAAAUUAAAGAAGAAUUAAAUAUAAGUGACCCUUAUUUUGAUAAACAAUGGUAUUUGUUCAAUAAGGAUAAAGCUGGUGUAGAUAUAAAUGUUACAGGUGUAUGGUUACAAGGGAUAAAGGGAAAAAAUGUAACAGUUGCUAUUGUAGAUGAUGGCUUAGAUUAUACUAACAAGGAUUUGGCUCCAAAUUAUAAUGCUAACGCUUCAUAUAAUUUUGCUUCUAAAACUGGCGACCCAAAACCUGGACCUUCUGACACGCAUGGUACUAAAUGUGCAGGAGAAGUGGCAGGCGCCAGGAAUGAUUUUUGUGGGCUUGGUGUUGCAUAUGAAUCUAAUAUUUCAGGAUUACGAUUUAUGCCUUCUGCUCGUUCGUCUUGGCUUGAAGGAGAAGCUCUUAUUUACAAAUAUGAUGUUAAUCAUAUUUAUUCUUGUAGCUGGGGACCUGCCGAUACUGGGAAUUUAACUCAAGAUAUUUUUUAUACUACUUAUUCUGCAAUUAUUAAAGGGAUAAAUCAAGGAAGGAAUGGUCUUGGUUCUAUAUACGUUUUCGGGUCAGGAAAUGGUGGAUAUUUUGAUAAUUGUAAUUACGAUGGAUAUGCAAAUAGCCCAUAUACUAUUACUAUCGCUGCUAUAGAUGCAGAAGAAAAAAGAUUCAUAUUUUCAGAGCCAUGUCCUUGUAUUUUAGCUUCUACGUAUUCUGGCAAGCGUGGUGCAUAUAUUUAUACUACAGAUGUUGGUACGACAGAAUGCAGCAUUAGACAUACUGGAAGUUCUGCUUCUACACCUCUUGCUGCGGGUGUUAUUGCUCUUCUUCUUUCAGCAUGUCCUAAUCUUACAUGGCGUGAUGUUCAAGCUUUGAUUGUGGAAACAGCUGUUCCAUUUAAUCCGAGUCAUCCUGAUUGGGAUGAUCUUCCUUCUGGACGUCGUUAUAAUAAUUUUUUCGGUUAUGGAAAACUAGAUGCAUAUAGAAUGGUCGAAAAAGCAAGAACAUUUAAAACCUUAAAUCCUCAGACAAUGUUUUCAACUCAACUAAUACCACUUAAUAAGAAAUUUUCUGAAAACGGUGGGCAUAUCACAAGCAGUUUUUAUAUUCAUCGUGGAUAUCCUAAGCAUUAUAAAUUUAAAAGUUUAGAGUAUGUUGGUGUUUCAUUUCAUUAUCACCACCAAAGAAGAGGUCAUCUAGAGUUUAAUAUUACCAGUCCUUCUGGAGUUACUUCAGUAUUAGCACAUAGACGUAAUCGUGAUAAACAUGGUGGCAGUAUUCUUUGGACUUUUAUGACUGUAAAGCAUUGGUAUUUUGUUUCAUUUUGUAAAAUAAUAACUAAUGAUUUUAGGGGAGAAUCCAUUGUAGGUAAUUGGACUAUCGAUGUUGAAGAUAAAAAGGAUGAGAAUCUAGAUGGUGGAGUUUUUGAUUGGCAACUUCAUUUUUUCGGGGAGUCUUGUGAAUCAGAAGGCGUACCGCCUCCUUCAUAUCCUUUUCUAUCUAGAUAUCCAACUACUACGCCUCCACCAGAUCCAGAUGCUACACCUUCUCCAGAUCUGGAUGCUAACCUUCAGCCAGAUUCAAAUGCUGACUCUCAACCUCAACCAGAUGUUAAGCCUCUGCCUUCAUUAGAUAUUGAGCCUCAACCUCCAUCAGAACCAGAUCCUAACCCUCCAUCAUAUCCUAGCUCUCAGCAAGAUCCAGAUACUUCGCUUUCAUCAAAUCCAACUUCUACAUCUUCAUCAGAACCACCCCCGCCACCACCACCUCGGCCGGAACCACAACCACAACCAGAGACACAACCAGAGACACAACCACCACAACCACCACAACCACCACAACCACCACAAUCAGAGACACAACCAGAGACACAACCAGAACCAGAACCAGAGCCAGAGCCAGAGCCACGACCAGAACCAGAACCAGAACCAGAACCAGAGCCACAACCACCACAAUCAGUGCCACAACCACCACAACCAGAGACACAACCAGAGCCACAACCAGAGCCACCUGCAUCUCCACCAAAACUACAACCGGAACAAAAACCAACAUCAAUAACUUCAUCUACAUCUACGACUUCAUCUACAUCUACGACUUCAUCAAGCAAAACUAAAAUAUCAACCACUCGAAAAGCUUCAUGUACUAUAACAGUCUUUAUAGGGCCAUCUCCUACUGAGGGUGUUUCUACUGGAUCAAGUGUUUCUCAUCUUUCAUUCUUCGAAAAAAGGCAUUUGUUACUUCAAAUGAUAUUAUUACAUCUCAGUGAUAGACUUUCUAUAAUUGAGGCACUUAAUGAUGAUUCUGAUCCAAAUAUAUCUUAA